This is a messenger RNA of Eremomyces bilateralis CBS 781.70, 854 nucleotides long. RefSeq lists its product as uncharacterized. Lineage: Eukaryota; Fungi; Ascomycota; Dothideomycetes; Eremomycetales; Eremomycetaceae. The record is from RefSeq and is a predicted model, not a curated record. Gene Ontology annotation, cellular component: membrane. Gene Ontology annotation, molecular function: serine-type endopeptidase activity. The transcript has a single exon. The coding region runs from base 240 to 752 and encodes 170 amino acids.
AGAAUCUCGAGUGGAUAAACCCUAAAUUAAUCCUUAGCAAUGGACAUGCACGAAAAUGGUGCCAGUAGCGCCCACGACGAGAUUGGUGAAGAGGUGAUCGAUGACUCGACGAUGAGACGGCAUGCGACGAUGGUGGGAGAUGACGAUCAUUGACAUAGCGUUGCUCUGACGUGUGACGAACUUGAGCGGCGCCUGCAGGGCCUAGGCACAGUGACGGGGAGUUUUGGGCACCUCCGGUAAUGAAACGAUGGAGUUUCGCCGAGGUGGAAAGACAGCAGAAGACGCCGUCAGGAACCUCCGUUUUUGGAGGCAAUUUCGGUAGCAUACGACGUUCCAAUCGCGGCUUCGCCCUUCCUCUCUACCUCUCUGCGGGCGUCCUCUCCUCGCUUGGUUCUCUGUAUUACUAUUCAUUGCGCUCGCGGUUUAACAUCUUCAGCAUGGGGGCUUCUGGCGCAGUUUUCGCCUUCCUCUCCGCAAUCCACAUGCUCGACCCUUACGCACCUUUCCAGGUCUCUUUGGAGGGUUUGUUCUUCAAGGACCCGGGACUAUAUCCUGCCUGGGGAAUACUUGCGACGAUUGUCGUAUUCGAUCAGGUUGUGGGCUUCUUCGUGAAGUCUAUGAAUACAACGGCACAUCUCGGUGGUGCUAUCGUUGGUGUAGUGGGCGUUUGGAUCUGGAAAGAUCUCUGGGGGAGGAAGAUAAGCGGACACGAGGAGAGGAGAGCUCAAAGGAUGCGAAACACGUCAUCUUGAUGGUAGCUGAUCUAAAGCUCGGCUAGCAAUGAGAUACACCGGGAAGGGCAAUGCUCGCACCCCAAAGAAAAAAGAGAAUAACAAUCCACGAUUUAUGGAAUG